AUGGACAAAUACGAGGAGAACAUUUUACGGCUAAACAAAAAAAUUCGUGAUUUAAUUACUCAACUAGACAGUUCGGAUACAAAAAAUCGCAAACUACAACAAGAGAACAGUGUGCUAGUGGAGGAUGUUGCCAACUUCCGUGUACAAUAUGCAAUGGCCGAGGAGGGACGCCUGCGAUGCAAGACGGUGCUAGAAAAGGAAAUCAUUAGAAACGCGGAGCAGUACGAGGCGCAUGCUUUACUCAAGAAACGUUACAAUGAUCUUAUACACGAGUACAUUGUGCAAAACCAGAAACUGAAAUCCUACGAGCAGAGCGCGAAAGAAGCGAAACAAUCGAGAGCGAAGAGGAAACAGGUUCCAGUGGAAAUUAUCGGUAAUCUCUCUGACAUAGGAAAACCCAAAGCCUUGGAGGACAAAGUCGCUACUCUCGAACAUAGGUGCGGUGCUUUGGAAAAGGAACUCUACAAAGCCUAUGACACAAUUGAUGAUUUAGAGUUCGAGUUAGAAUCGAUUGACCAUCUUGAAACAACUAACGCACGGUUGGAGCGCCAAGUGAAAAAAUUGAAUGCUCAGUUGGAUUUAUGCCGUUGCGAACCACUGACACCUGUCAGCGCUAACAUUGUAACCUCAUCCUUGAAUCAAGCUACAUUGUAA
Molecule: messenger RNA, 654 nt
Organism: Anopheles marshallii
Lineage: Eukaryota; Metazoa; Arthropoda; Insecta; Diptera; Culicidae
Product: myosin-13
Exons: 4
Coding region: 1-654 (217 amino acids)
Source: RefSeq, a predicted model, not a curated record